Molecule: messenger RNA, 1521 nt
Organism: Caenorhabditis remanei
Lineage: Eukaryota; Metazoa; Nematoda; Chromadorea; Rhabditida; Rhabditidae
Exons: 10
Coding region: 1-1521 (506 amino acids)
Biological process (GO): transmembrane transport
Cellular component (GO): membrane
Molecular function (GO): transmembrane transporter activity
Source: RefSeq, a predicted model, not a curated record
AUGAAAGAGGAGGAGAGCAUUCGGCUGGAAGUCAACUCAGUGUCUUCGGAAGAUGUGAGUAAGGAAAGCAGGAAGAAUAGAGAGGUCUUCUCGUUGUCAGAACCCCGGAAGACUAUGAAAGAUGAUUUUGGUCUCUACGAAAUUCGUCUUCUCAUACUCACUCAACUUGGAUACAUUCCUGUCGCCGCUGCCAUGCUGAUAUCCACAUUUUCGGAACCUUCAAAGGCUUGGUGCAAUCAAACACAAAUAUCCGAGGCAUUCUGGGUUCAAAAUCCCAUGGCGGAGUUCUAUUCUCUUACUGUGGAACAUGGAAAGGCUUGUAGAGAAGAUUCAAUUACCACAUACCUGUCAAGCCUGCUAAUGUGGGGAGCACUUAUUGGAUCAUUCUUUUUUGGCUUCCUUUCGGAUAAAAUGGGCAGAAAACCAGUUUUUCUUACUUGCCUACUGAUGGUUUCUCUCGGACACUUCGUUCUCAUCUUCACGAGUAAACUUUAUUGGUGUGUCAUCUGUGGUGUUCUUUUCCUUAUGGGCGUUUUCUGUGGCGGAUACAUGGUGACAAACUUCGUGAUUCUGACAGAAGCAUUCGAGCUAGCAAAGUCUCGUCUAUUAGUUGUGUCAUUCAAUGGGUGGAGUCUAUCUAUGACCGCCACUGCAAUCAUUGCCAGAACCACCCAAUAUUGGUUCGGAUAUCAUGUCAUUUCUGCAAUAAUUGGUAUUUUCCUGACAAUUCUCUUAUAUCUCACGUGUUUCGAGAGUUGCAGAUGGUUAUCUGCUAAUGGAAGGCAUCUAGAAGCCAAGAGAAUUGCCGCUGAAAUAACAUUGAAGAACGGAAAGAGAGAUAUAGAUCAAGAUGAUAUCAUUCUUAUGGAAUGGUAUGAAAUUCUUGGGUUCAGUGUGCCCACGCAUACCGAGGAAAAGAAAACAUGGAAGACACUAUACAAAAAUUCGAAAUUGCGAAAGCUGACCGGAGUGAUGUGCUACUCAUUUCUAGCUUCUUCAAUUGUCUCCUUCGGAUAUUACUUCUCCCUUGACGUCUUACCAGGAAACCGUUAUUCCAAUAUGGCAAUGAUGGGAGUUAUGAAGUUUGUGUUAGGAUUCGUUCCGUUCGUGCUCAACAGAUUUGUUACCAAACGGAUCAUUGCAAUUCUAUCAGUUGGAACAUGCUUCCUUGCUGCUGUUUUGAUGUUGCCAAUUCAGUACUUCGAGAUCUCCUGGCUGCAUUGGGCGUAUACUGUAUUCACGUUGAUAGUUUCUGGUGGAAUUGACCCAACGUGGAAGAUCAAUCACCUCUACUCGGCCGAACUCUUCCCGACCUCUGUUAGAAGCAUGGCCAGGGGAGUGUGCAAUGCCGGAGGGAGAUUUGGUUCCGUUAUGGCGCCAUUGAUUGUCUACUUCCGAAUCUAUGAUCAGGUCAUACCGAGCGUUGUUUUUGCUUUUCUUUUGUUGAUCCAGUUGAUUGUUAUUGUUAUCUUCCUACCCGACGACAAAGAUAAGGACGCCAACGAGAUGAAUGAUGAAUAA